AUGACUUCAUACAUUCCUACCGCCAUAUUCGGAGGUACUGGAGUAGAAACUCUUGUCAAGAAGUUUAAUGACACAAGACAGAAAGGUUCUAACCCAGCUACAGGAGCCGAUCAGUCUCCUUUGGAAACUUUGAUCAAUGAUGUUGUUCGUAGAGCCAAAGAUCGUCUUCUCAGCAAUCAAGGCAACGAACUUCAGAAAGCUGAUUCCUUACAAGAGCUUUUAUUCCUUCACUAUCAAGGAGUUAACAUUGAUUGGGCAGAUUUCCCGAUUUCGGAGAUCAUGAUGUCCGAGAACAUUUCUGUAAAGAUGAUGGCCUACCUCGCCGCGUCCGAAUUUUGGACACCAAACUCAGAUGUCGUAAUGAUGGUUAUUUCCUGCAUCAACAAAGACCUUCUCGGCGCUGAUCCUUUCAGAAAGACACUUGCAUUAACCUUAAUUCCACUUAUUGCUACACCACAGUUCGCAGAAAGCGUUGUUACAAAUGUUACUCUUAAUUUCAACAAUCCACGCGAUGAUAUCAGACAAAAAACCAUUACCUGCUUCUACAAGCUCUGUUUGAAGUUCCCAGAGUGCCUUCCUCCAGGCAUUAAGGCUAUGAAUCUCAAAGGAAUUCUUAUAGACAAAACAAACCCACCAGGUGUCAUCCAAGCCGCUCUUACACUUCUUAACGAGCUUUGCAUGCAUAAUCCUUCGAACUACAAAGUUCUUUUACCAACAAUUGUCACAUUUUUCCAAGAUUACGUCGGAUCACCAUGGAUCCUUGUCAGAGCUUUGAACAUCGUAUCUACAAUUGGUGCAACCCUCGAAAUUACAGCCCUUGAGAAGUUCAACCAGAAGAUAUCUGGAAUGAUCAACGAAGUUCUCAACAGCGCUUCAUCUCCAUCCGUAGUUUUCGAGGUCAUUCGCUUAAUCUGCACAUUACGUAUCAACAAUCGUGAAUUGAUCAGAACAGCUGCAGACAGAGCCCAAUCUUUCAUUGAAAAUGAAGAUCCAAAUCUUCGUUAUCUUGGUUUGAUUUCCAUCACUCGUUUGAUGCAAUUAAAUCAGUCCAUCAUCAAUCUCCAUCGCCAGACACUCAUGAACUGUCUCGAGAGUGAUGACCAGACAUGUGUUUUCAUCGCUGUCGACCUCCUCGAAUCGAUUGUCACUAAAAAGAACAUCGGUGAAAUCGUUCUUAAUUUGGUCGACCAAAUAGAAGCUAGAAAACCAGGUGUUGUUAGAGAUACAUUAGUUUCACGUCUUAUUUCCAUUUGCAGGUAUGGAAAGGAGACAUCAUACGAGAGAUUCACCGAUUACGAAUGGUAUGUCAACAUUUUAUUGACAAUCCACAGUUUUGGAGUUGAAUCGAGUGAAUUAUCCGAAGAAUUGUUGACAAUGGCUUUGAGAGCUAAAUCAACAAGACCAGUAUUAGUUACAGAGAUGAUCGAAUACAUGAAAGAAAUGAAUGUCAGUGAGACACAUUUCAUUGAAAUCGCCGCUUUCAUUUUGGGAGAAUAUUCUGAAGGUGAUGAACAACAAAUUUCAUUUGAUUUGUUACUUGGAGACAAAAUAGAACAAGUUAAACCAUCAGCACAAUCCGCUUGUCUCCAAAACGCAUUCAAGAUCUAUGCGAAAUCAAAUGAAGAUUCAUUACUCCAGAAGAGAUCGAAAUCACUUAAAGAGAAACUUCCGAAAUACACUCAAUCAAGAUACACAGAAGUACAAGAAGGUGCAUCAAUGAUGAGUGCUUUAGUCGAUGUUUUCUCUGCACAACCAAAUGCACAAGCGAUUUCUAGUCUCUAUUCAGCUCCUCUUGCUGCUGUUGAUCCACAAGCUCAAUCUAAAGUUAAGCUUCCAAGUGGAUUAGACUUAACACAGCCAAUUGUUGAUUUGGAUCCACAAGACAACAGUGGAUUUGUUUUAGAUGAUUUGGAGGAAGAUGAUCCAAACGCUCCAAAUAAGAGUUUGUUCUUGUUAAGAUCAGCUGACAAGAAGAAACAAACACAAGCUAAAACAGACAAAGUCGUUGUUUUGACAGGAACAUUGGGUGUUAACUUGGAACCACCGAAACGCCAGAGAAGAUUGAUGCCAAUAUUAGAUGAUCAAUCAAAUUCUUUGUUACCUGUUGAAGGUGAUCAGCCAAAGAAAUCAAAUGCAAAGACAACACAAUCCCCAAUUUCUCAGAUUUCUUUCAACAUAAACGAUCCUUCAACACAACAAUUGCCAGAACUCAAGCCAUAUUCACAAGAUGAAUUAUUGGCAAAACAAUCCAAACAAUUGUUGCAACAAAGAAGAGAAAUUUUGCCAUCAAUCCAAAGCGAUGACGUUUUCAGACAGAUCGGAAAUUCUCAGGGAAUUGCACUUACUAUUACAGAUAUACAGCCAAGAACAAAUGGUAUUGAAAUAUCUGUUCAAGUGUUAAAUACUUCAUCAGCUCCGAUUUCCGCUGUAGAAUUCACUUUGGAUGAUACAAACACACAAUGCUUGAGACAGGAAAUUCUUCCUGGUGACAAAGUCAUGCAUAAAAUCGCUUACAGAACUAAGCCUGUUUUGGAGCCAAAGAUUGUCAAAGUCACUGUUAUUCCAACAGGCGGAAGUGGCGAAAUGUUGCGUGGUAAGUUACGUGUUGUAUCAACAAUGUUCUUACAGAACGCUGAUUCUGAAGAAUUGGAUGUUAUUUUGCCUGAAUGCACAAAGACAGAAAAGUUGGAAUUCGGAGACAAAGUUCCAGUUCAGCAGUUAGUCAGAGGAGUAAGUGAUGCAACAAGAGGAUCAGUCCACAAGAGAGAAAUCGAUGGAAAGAAAGUUGUUGCAAUUGCAAGCAAAGCACAAGGCGACGUAUUUGUUGUUUCAUUGGUUAUCAAAGAAGGAAGCGGAUUUGUUGUUGAAGUUCGCACAAAUGAUGAGAAAUUGACACAAUCUGUCAUUUCUGAACUGAAACUCGCUUUCAAGAAACAAUUAUCUGAUGAACAAUAA
Messenger RNA from Trichomonas vaginalis G3, 2955 nucleotides. Its product is annotated as delta adaptin-related family. NCBI's taxonomy places the organism in Eukaryota, Parabasalia, Trichomonadida, Trichomonadidae. The transcript has a single exon. Gene Ontology annotation, biological process: protein targeting to vacuole; Golgi to vacuole transport. The coding region runs from base 1 to 2955 and encodes 984 amino acids. The record is from RefSeq and is a predicted model, not a curated record. Gene Ontology annotation, cellular component: endosome membrane; AP-3 adaptor complex; membrane coat.